AUGAAUCCUGACAAUAUUCCUCCCCCACAGUUUUUGGGCGGCACUCCGGGGCUUUCCUUUGCCUUUGAUGUGUUUCCGUCCGAUUCCAACAGAACAGGGCCUUUUUCCGGCUCUUCAGAGUCGCCAAUCGCCGUUAUGAUGCGCAAUUUCGUUGAGAUCCUUAACAGACCUUCUAAACACAAACAUGCUUCCAAAGACGCCAUUGCUUCGCUCAAGCCGAUCCCGCUGUCACAAUUGCCGGAAUCAGAACGACAGUGUCCGAUCUGUUUCGACCAGUUUGAGGACCUGGACGAACAGAAAGUGCCAGACCAGCCAGAGUUGUCGGACUCUGAUCUGCCCCGUAUGUUUGACGGCUACGACAAUUCGGACCCUGAUGUGCCUUUCCCGACAGAUCAAACAGGCACCAAUCAUAUCACAUACCAUCCGGGCGAGGAGAUCGAGCACAAACACGCGGCACAGGACCCGAGCUCCGAAAACGCACACUAUGCUGUCAAAUUGAACCAAUGUGGCCACAUCUUCGGCAAAUCGUGUGUCACCGAGUGGCUCAAGAGCAACGUGUCGUGUCCGCUGUGUCGUCGCGAGAUCGCUCCGGAAAUGACCGAGUCCUCGGGCCCGGACUCCAACUUAGUGUUCUAUCCGAUAGCACUGACCGAAGUUUUUGUGCCGAUCAGCUGGUCUGGUCCCGUCAGAAUGGGUUACGCUCUGGACGACCCCGCCAUAAACUUCCCAACAGAGGGAGAAGGCUUCUCUAUGGGAAGACGUACCGGUCCCGAGGACCCAACAAGAGCAGCAGCAGCAGCAGCAGCCUCUCCGUCGCCCGCACCACAGCAGACUCCGCCAACGUCAGAACGGACCGGCUCCGGGGGGCCUACACGCAACAGCUCGUCCAGGCCAAUCAGAACACAUCCAUACAGCCGGCCGUCCAACACGUCGUCAGAAAGCGAGAAUUAG
Molecule: messenger RNA, 951 nt
Organism: Ogataea philodendri
Lineage: Eukaryota; Fungi; Ascomycota; Pichiomycetes; Pichiales; Pichiaceae
Exons: 1
Coding region: 1-951 (316 amino acids)
Source: RefSeq, a predicted model, not a curated record